CAAAUUUAAGACGACAAAAUUUGACUUUUUGCUAAAAAGAGAAAGAACGAAAAGGUGGGCUUGGGCUAGCCUAGGGCAGGCUAUGCUGGAUCAGUGCCAAUUGCGUCUGUAUUUGUUAAAGAAUAAUAACAAAAAGGUGUCUAGAUUCAAUGUAUCCAAUGAGAAACAAAGAGUUAGGAAUCCGCUAUAAAUGCGGAGAUGCACGGUACAAGUAUAAUAAACCCUAAAAGCCGUCUAUAUUCAUUCAUAAUCCCAAACACUCGGGGAUUCUUUCUCUUCCCACAACUGAAACUCUUGUCUCUCUCUCAACUCUUCUGUAUUAAUAUCCGAUUCUCUCUUCCUUGAAAAAAAUAUCACAAUUCCUUUUUUAAAAAUCUCCUCCUAGCUUCUUCCUCUUCCUCCUCCUAAAAGAGACCGAACACAUCCAAGAUGGUCUUGUGGGUGUUCGGAUAUGGAUCUUUGAUAUGGAACCCAGGUUUCGAUUUUGAUGAGAAACUCAUUGGCUAUAUCAAAGACUACAAACGUGUAUUCGAUCUCGGGUGCAUUGAUCAUAGAGGCACGCCUGAACAUCCUGCAAGAACUUGCACGUUGGAGGAAUCCACCGGAGCAAUAUGCUGGGGUGCAGCUUAUUGUGUUCGUGGAGGACCCGAGAAGGAGAAGCUAGCGAUGGAGUACUUGGAAGGAAGAGAGUGUGAAUACGACUCAAAAACACUCGUUGAGUUUUACACGGAAACUGACACCACCAAACAGUCCAAACCAAUCUUGACCGGAGUUAUAGUAUUCACGUCAACCCCAGACAAAUUGUCAAACAAAUACUACUUGGGCCCUGCUCCAUUGGAGGAGAUGGCGAUGCAAAUCGCCACAGCUUCUGGACCUUGUGGAAACAACCGGGAGUAUCUUUUUAAGCUGGAGAAAGCAAUGCACGACAUAGAGCAUGAGGAUGAGUAUGUGAUUGAAUUGGCAAAUGAGGUCAGGAAACAUCUCGACUUACCAAAGGAAGUCAAGGCAUUGCUGAAGCCUGUGGUUUCUCGUGUAUCCAUCAAAUCUCAUUCUCAAGCUCAUGCUUCCACUCUUCAACGAGUCUUUGCAUCAUGAGAGUCAAGCAAAGUCAUGGAGCUAACCAACACGUUGAUGAAGAGUUUUUACGGAUGUGACUUUUAAUUUAUAGCUCCACUUUUAUUUGUUUUCACAUUUGAACUUUCAAAAGUUUCGACUCAGAAAACAGACCUUUAUAUAUUUCUUUACUCUGUCGUCAGUGAGCAUUUAUAACACCAUGAGGUGAUAUCUAAUUGUUGAGAAUAACUAGAAUCUUUCGCUCUCACCAUAACAAAGACCAAUUACAUGCCAA
This is a messenger RNA of Brassica rapa (field mustard), 1348 nucleotides long. Its product is annotated as gamma-glutamylcyclotransferase 2-1. Lineage: Eukaryota; Viridiplantae; Streptophyta; Magnoliopsida; Brassicales; Brassicaceae. Gene Ontology annotation, biological process: glutathione catabolic process. Gene Ontology annotation, molecular function: glutathione specific gamma-glutamylcyclotransferase activity. Gene Ontology annotation, cellular component: cytoplasm. The record is from RefSeq and is a predicted model, not a curated record.